Messenger RNA from Cicer arietinum (chickpea), 843 nucleotides. RefSeq lists its product as uncharacterized. Gene Ontology annotation, biological process: chromosome segregation; mitotic cell cycle; cell division. Gene Ontology annotation, molecular function: microtubule binding. The record is from RefSeq and is a predicted model, not a curated record. Gene Ontology annotation, cellular component: outer kinetochore; spindle microtubule. Lineage: Eukaryota; Viridiplantae; Streptophyta; Magnoliopsida; Fabales; Fabaceae.
ACCUCCAAAAAAGAACAUCUUUUUUUUGGAAAUUUGAAAUUUUGUUGGCUCUGUUGCAAUUUGAAGGUUGAAGAGAGAGAGAGAGAAGAAAGCGAAAAAUGGGGCAUCAAUAUCAUGAAGCAACAGACGGAGUUGUAAACCUAUUCACAAAAGCCAAUCACGAUCUUUCUAUGAUUCACCAUCGUCUCGAAAAGGAGUAUCAACAGAUUUACCCUGACAAUGCAAACCCUAUGAAGCUUGUGUCUAGGAUCAAAAAGGUUCAAGAAGAUAUUUCAACCUUGAAGGGGCAGUGCCACGAGCUUCUUGCUGCCAAGCAGGAUUUGAUUGAUAAAGCUCAGAGAGUUCUGGUUGAGAAUAGAAAUUUGUUGCAGCGUAUGCAAUCAUCUGUUGGCAUCCCUUUUACCGGUGAAGAUGAUGCUGCAUUCACUAACUUCAAACAGGUGAUUGAUGAAUGGACAGAUCAAGUAAGAUCAAGAACAGGAAAUGAAACACACGAUUCUGAUUCUGGAGAUCUCAACAAACUACUCUUCUCAGCUAUAGUCCAAAGCAAUUGAACUGCUUUCCAAGACAUUCUAAGAAUCAUGUAAGUUGCAGUUUAAGUCCAAUUAUCAGGGUUUUCAAAGAUAUAUACUGUAGACUUGUAAUGUUGUACAAAUAGAACUGUGUGCUGCCUAUUGAUUAUUAUUUUUCUUAUAAGAUGUAGCGAUAGUUGGUCAAUAUUUGAUCAGAACUUAUUUGAAUCAUGCUAUACUUAUUCUACAUUGAUACUGAAGGUUCUUCCAAACACUUUUUAGGGAAACAUGUUCAUUUACAAUUACAAUCAGAUCAACAUGAUAAUUCCUG